This is a messenger RNA of Schistosoma margrebowiei, 6024 nucleotides long. NCBI's taxonomy places the organism in Eukaryota, Metazoa, Platyhelminthes, Trematoda, Strigeidida, Schistosomatidae. The record is from the annotation of a GenBank genome assembly.
GCCAAAUAUGUGCAGCUUUUAAAGUUUCCUGACCAUGAACCAAUAGAAUGUCGACAUGUCCGCAACAAAUAUCAGCAAUUUAAAUUUCAACUUACUACUAGAUGAGAUUGAGUCAGGUAGCAGUGGUUCGUUAGCAAAUGUUAUUCGCAAGCUACGAGAGAGUGAGUUAGCAGCUUUCAAAGCUCGUAUGGGAGGUCCAACAGGUGAACUACUAGCCAGUUUCAUAGCAUCCCUUGAUCUGCGCGCAUCAGAGCAUAAUGCAGAAAUAGAAAAGACCUGCAGCUAUCACUACCAAAGUUUCGUUGAUUCCACACGUGAGUUACUUGAAAUCCAGCAAAAUGCAGAAAAGCUUGAAAAGGAUUUACAAACACUAAAUGUAGAGCUGGAAGUUACAGUUAAUAAGUUUAGUGAAUCGUGUGACAAAUUAGCCGCUUGUAAACUCACUUUGGAUCAUGUUAAUCAAUGCAUUGAGGCAAUUCAAAUCAGUCUUCCGAUAUUAGAACAAUACUCUCGCAUUGAGCAAAGUAUUGCUGACGGAAGGUACUAUCAUGCCUUGAAAAAUCUUGAAGACCUAGAGCAUUCUCAACUGGAUCUAAUUCGCCCGUUCGCAUUUUCUGAAAUCAUAAUUCAUCGCAUACCGAAAACAAGAACGAGAAUCAAGAAUGCAAGUCUUGAUGAAUUAACUGAUUUUCUUGAAUACAUACGGAAAAAUUCAAUAGUUCUUGGUGCAUUUGCUAUGCGAGAAGCAGCACAAGUAUCUGGAAUAGAUAGUGAAGCACUUUGCGAUACCUUGGCAGUUAAUGGAUACAAAGAAGCACAGGAUGUAAGCAAAAAACCAAAUAACGAAUCACAACAACAAGUGAUGUUGAAAUCGUUAGUUCACAAAGCAUCCGUUAAUACGAAUACUGAUAGUUUAGAUAAUGAAUUAGAAAUGUUAACUCAAAUUGUUACAAAUAAAAAUCAUUCAUGGAUUACCAAUGAUGAUCAUGGUGAAACAGAAAUGACAAUAAAAACUCAAAUAAAUGUUAAUAAUGAUGAUAAUUGUUGUAAUCGAACAUAUUCAAAAGUGGAGGAUUUAGUCGAUUUCGGACCAGUGUAUCGAUGUUUACAUAUUCAUUCUGUAUUGAAUGAACGAGCGGAAUUUGAACGACAUUAUUGUACUCAACGACGAAAACAGUGUCAAUUAAUUUUGAGUUUAUCACCAAAUCAACAAGUCGAAAUGCGUAAUUAUGGUGAAUUUUUCAGUGGAAUUUGUGGAUUUUUUGUAGUUGAUGAUUUUAUUCGUCAUACAUUAUCUGGUUCAUCAGUAUUUUAUCAAACAUAUUUAGAUGAAUUAUGGGUACAUACAAUGAAUCGUUUAAUAGAUUUUGUGCAUGUUAAUGCAAAAUCAUGUGAUUCACCAAAUGAUUUAAUUAAAUUAAAAGAUUAUUUAAUUAUUUUUGAAAGAACUAUGCAAAAUUUAGGCUUCCCAAUAACUGGUCUAAUUGAAACAAUUGGUAUUGUUCAGCGAUACUAUCAUAGACUAUUAGCUAGUCAAUGGAAGUCUAAAUUUGAAACAAUAAUUGCAGAAGAUAGUUAUGAAACAAUUAAAAUAUCAAAUUCGGAACAGUUAGCUGAAUUUCUUGAAAUGUAUCCACCAGGCGAUACAGUUGAGUUUUCUGAACUUCCAUUUCCUAAACAGUUGUGCUUUUCAUGGAUGGUACCUAAAAUUUAUCAGACUGUUCGUGAAUACAUUAAUUUGUGUUAUCGGUUUUGUGAAAAUAUGGAUUUAGCAUACACAGAACUAGAGGAUACAAUUAAUCGUGCUACAAAUUUCCUAUUCAGUCAAUGUUUAAAUACAGUUUUAACUUCGGGCGUUCGUUCAUCUUUACGUCAAUUACCUCGACUUACGCAAUUCUGUAUAAAUUUGGAUGAGUUAGAAACAGUUUGUGGGCAUUUGGAUAACUAUCUUCAAUACACCUUGCUAGAUGAGGCUUCAAGUAUAACCAGUGGUCGUCUAAAAGAUUUCGCAAUGAUUAGGGAUAAUCAGCGUGCAGAUUCAGAUAUGACUGCAUCAGUUACGCUAAACUCUGGAGCUAAUCCACCACGUAGCCGAUUACAAGGUGCAUCACUACUUAAAGAUAUACGUGUAUUGGUUGAAGAUCAAAUUUGUAAUCAUUUAAAGGAUAAUGUUGCGAAAUUCAUUAAUUUAAGUAACUAUGAUGAUACUGAUGAUAAUAAUAGUGGUCAUACUAACAAUAAUACCAAUAAAAAUGAUCAAUUAUUAAAUAAUUCUCAAACUGUUGAUGGACGUAAUGGUGUAAGUUAUGUUACUAAUACAAAAAUCAAACCAACUGAAAAUAUUGUACAUUUAACAUCGUGGUUAAAAUCAGUGUUCGAUUCAUUUUCAAAUCUUCCGCCGAAAAUCGCUCAAACUGCUUGUAUAUCAGUCUGUAAACAUAUUGCUCGUUUAUUGUAUGAUGUUUUAUUUGGUUCUCAAGUGCGUUCUCUUUCUGAAACGGGUCUUCAACAAUUAAGUAUUGAUCUGUCUUUGUGUGAAUCAUUUGCACGUUCACAACCUGUUCCAGGCCUAGAUCGUACUACUCUUUGGUUAAUUUUUGCUGAUUUAAGACAGUUAUUGGAUUUAUAUCACAAAGAUGAUUGGACUUCAUACAUUGCAUUUCGUAAAAAUGUUACUGGAUCGGGAAAAUAUGGUAUUUUUGUCUUUUUUUGACAGAAAAAUAAUAGAGAUGAGUGUAUUUUUGUUGGAAAAAUUUCAUCUCGAUAAGUCCUGCUAAUUGAACGGUAUAUUCGGUUCCUAAGCUAUUCUCGUAACCACCAAACUAAAACAACACAGCGACCUGAACAUGAGAUAAAAGGCGCAAAAUAUGCGAGAAGCAUUCUACUCCAAAGGUUCGUUUUAGUACAGAAAAUAUAGGGUUUUUAUAGUUUUUUAGAUUUCUCUGGGUUUCCCGAAAAUUCUGGGAUGAUACUGUGGUGUGAGCUACUUAUAUUGAUAUAAGUAGUAUAUAACGUGCGUUAAAAGAACGUAAUGUCUGGCAGCAUAUGGCGAAGAUCAAGAAAAGUGGAGCGAGAACACAAUGGAAUUUGUAAGAAAACGCAUGAACAAUGGAAUGGGAGACAAUGGAUUGGUGUUUGCAACAGAAACAGUCCAAUUUGAUUUGAUGCGUUGACGAUUUAUUAUAUGGUAUUCGGAUUUUGUUGAGAUAGUCUGUAACUGUUGUGCAAAAUACAUCUGUUUGUCUCCACCCGUGUUCUUGUUCACUACAAUACUAAACAUAGUAGCGGAAUAGUAAUCAACCUGUCAGAAACUCUACAUGUGACUUUCCACUUUCUUGAUGUUUUUGGCUAAACUUCUACUGCACGCUAAUUGGACAAAAUGCUUCUUAGUGUUUCCUGAGCCUUUCUUGCCUUUUGCGAGAAGUUUUCUGGAUCACCCCAACACAUCUGUAUACUUGAUUAAAACAUUUCUAAUGGUUACAUAGAUAAAUAUAUUAGAAAAUAAUAAUAACUUACUUAUUAGUUGCAAUUUUUUGUACUCAGCUCUAAACUACACUUUGAAUUGUGUAUUGGCUAGCGAUUACUACUGUGGACUGCCUAAAUUGUAUUAUGAUAAGUGGAUUUUAUUUACUUGGACACAUAAGUAUUGAUAUAAAGGGGUACUCAAUACAUGUGCGCCACACAAGUCACUUGGUUUAUGUGUGGGCUGUGAUACUGUCCAGGUACCUAGACCGAAGCAGGUGGUUUCUUUAGGCGGCCACAUCCCGAGUCUUUGAGCUGAAGGUCUGAUCCACGAGGCAGUGGAGGAACGUUGGAAGAUGCAGUUCCAUGGUAGCCGGUGACCAACGAUAGGUUCAUACGCCGUUUGUUUCCUUAGGAUCAUGGAGCCCUUGUGCACCAUUGGUUUGGAAUCAGGGUUUUCCAACUCCCCUAACUGGAUGAUCCAUAUCCUCCAACCCGGUUAAAGCGUUGAGCAUUCGCUUUUCGUCCUCUCGAUUUCGUAAACAACACCCGUGGCGCGAAAAGGCAGUGAGCAGGAUUUCUCUGGCAGUGACUGUAUACACGUGGCCAUGUGAGAGCAUUUCGAGAGGGAGAGUUGACUCUCCCCACACUCGGCCGUACCAUGCGUUAAGUAGAGUUUAAAUCUAUACAACGCAAUGGUUGAAAUCUUUUAACUGCUAAGCUACUGUUUUAUCAUGAAUAAACAUUAAAUCCCUUGCUUUAUUGCAAACUAACAAUUUGUUGACAAAUACAUAUUGUACUAAUUAAUAUACAAAUAAGCUGUAAAUAAUUAAAUCAAAGGAUUUUAUUGUCUUUUGUAGUGAGUUCAUUUUAAUCUUUUCUGAGCAAGUUUAAUGAGAUAACUCUUAAGAAACUAAUUAUUGUUCAAAUUAUCUUUUUAGUAAUGAAAUUUAUCGUGCAGAUCUAUAAACUAUCAGACGAUAUUUUAGUAUACACACAGUGAUGAUAUUUAUCAUUUAAGUUUCCUGCUACAAUAUGUAAAAUCUACUUUUGGUACAUUUUAGUCCAUCCUACAUAAACGCAAAUCUUACUUCUAUAAUGUAAUUCAUAUACACAAUCAUUCUAGGAUUAUAAACUUUUCAUUAUUGUCUUUUGUUUUCCAAGCAACAUUUCGUGGAACAAUUUAUACAGCGAAUUGGUAUUAGACUUAAAAGUCGUAAGAGUUAUUGUAAAAAUAUUAAGGUUCUUUUCUAGUUUAUCUUAGUGAAGUUUUACUAAAAUAUAAUUUACAAGUUAAUUUCAAUGUCUUUAUAACACAAAUAUUGUUUUUUUUUUUAAUUAUUUCAAAUCAUUAAUAGGCAGUGCUUAUGAUCGUGUUCCACCGAGUGUAGCAAUUAAACUAUUAGAACGUUUACGUGAUUCCGAUAAAAAACGUACUGGAUUCCUUCAAGCAAUGCGUAAAGAGGAACGUGGUCGAAAGAAAAAACUCGAGGAUAUAAUUCGUCAAUUACGUGAAUUAAAUGUGACACCCCGAAAUAAUUAAUCUUAAACUUUCAGAAUUAGAAAGGGAAAAUAAUGGAACUUAUCUAGAGCGGAAUAUCACCAUUUCUCUCAUUUGCUUUAUACACAUUCAAAACAGCUUCGUCAGUUUCCAUGCUGUUAUAUAUAUAUAAAGCCUACAUAUUUUCAUGUAAAAAGUUACACACUGAUUUUUUGAUUUAUAUGUUCUUUUGUUUCUUUUAUCACCAAAUAUGUACACAUAAAUUUGUAAAAUACUACAUAUUUUUUAUUUAUAACUAAAACAAUACAAAUGUUAAUUCCUUGAUUACUCAAUGGCUUUUUUAUGAAAAUUCAUUGUAUUUCGAUGAUCUGAUCUUUUUGUUUUAAUUACAUUUUAGGUAUGAGAACUAGUGAUACCGGUAAUACGCAAACUAAAAUGAAGUCUUCUGAACCUGCCACUAUACAGUUAAAUGUCUUAGCCACUAAGCCAUCUCCCCAUAUAUGAAAUGGUUUACCUCGGUAUCCUUAAUUAUGGUGUAAUAUUAUGUUACAUUAGGUACUGAAUGUAUUCAAUUUACAGGAAGCUUAUCAAUUGUUUUUGACCGUCAUAUCAUAAUCAUUUGGAGCAACAAAUAUGUGUCAUACUUUAUUAAGAGAUUUCUAUGAGGACUGAAAAGUGGACAAUAUAACAUUGAAUCUUUCCUGAAGAAAUUAGUUAAUGUGCUCAUUGGAUAUGACAUACUAAUUUAUUGUGUGUUGAUAUAGUGGUAAUUUCAUUAAUGCUUAUUGUUUCGUGAAUAUAAUUGGAAGGAUCUAGAGACUUCGUAUUUCACAUUAAACAUAGUUUGCAAGUGUGACUGUUUUGUGUUUUCUCUUAUUGGCUUUAUGUCAGUAAUAAAAUGUUUUAAUUUUUAUCAAGCGUAUUGUUCUACAGUAUUCUAUUAAUGCUAUGAUAGACAAUAGUGAAUAGUCAUUGAUCAUCUUGUGAUCUUUAUUUUUAUCAGAAUGGGUUUUGUGGAGAUUUUAGAAAUUUAAAAGAUUGAAAUCAUGAGUCAAUUGAAG